GUGUGUGUGCUUUUGCAUGCGUCCACCAGGCCCGGCACCAAACACAGUGGAAGAAUCACAGGUAGGCCCUAUUCCCAUGAUGGAGGGAGAAGACCAGGAGGAGGACUCAAAGGAACCAUCUCAAGAUGAGCACAACAAUAGACGUUACAACCGCCGACGCUACCUCCUGUUUUCAGUUGUCUUGGUGUUAUUGGGUGGAGCUGGAGCAAUAAUAUGGUAUUUCUUUGAUUAUAAACCACGUUUUUGGGAGUCAACUGCUCUGCAUUUCUACUCUGGCAGUCUGAGGAUCCUCAACCGGCAGUAUUCCCUGGACCAUGGGCGGAUGGAAUCCAGAGCUUUCUGGACAGAGACGGCCAAGACACAGAAGAUGCUGAAAGAUCUUAUUCACGCCACUGAGCUGGCUCCUUACUACAACUCCAGCACUGUCUAUGCUUUUGGGGAAGGCUCUCUGACCUGCUUCUUCUGGUUUGCUCUUCAAGUUCCCAAAAGCCAGCACAAGGAGAUGACUGCAGAGAAGGUGAACACCAUGCUGUACAGGAAGCUGCUUGCCAGCACCAAUCAAACCAGCCACCUUGCCUAUCAAACCGAGUACAAGAUUGAACCUGAAUCCUUGGUUCUGCUAGAAUCCAGUGUGAAAGACAUAAUAGUGCUGAAAUCCACAUUGGGUUGCUACAGAUACAGCUACAUCGGGGAGGACGAAGCCCUGAGGCUGAAGGGCCCAGAUUACCUGGCCUCCAGUUGUCUGUGGCAUCUUCAUGGUCCCAAAGGUCACAUGAUUAAGCUACGCCUGGAGUGGACCCUCUCGGAAUGCAGGGACAGGCUAGCCAUGUAUGAUGCUGCUGGGCCGCUGGAGAAGCAGCUCAUCACUUCGCUGUAUGGCUGCAGCCGUCAAGAACCCUUGGUAGAAGUCCUGUCUUCAGGACCCGUCAUGUCUGUAGUCUGGAAGAAGGGGAUGUAUAGCUACGAUGAUCCUUUCAUACUCUCAGCCCAGGCAGUGCCUUUUAAAGCCUGCCAGAUGAAUCUGACGUUGCAGGGAAGCCUGGAAAAGCAAGGGAACAUCAAGACUCCCUACUAUCCCAGUUACUAUGCGCCCAAUACACAGUGCACUUGGCACAUGACGGUUCCGUCUCUGGAAUAUGGAGUUGUCCUCUGGUUUGAUGCUUACACUCUCAGCAGACAGACCAGUGAUCUGCCAUGUACUCAAGGGCAGUGGACAAUCCAGAACAGAAGGCUGUGUGGCCUGCGGAGUUUGCAAGCCUAUGCUGAAAGGAUUCCUGUAGUGUCCAGUGCUGGCAUCACCAUCAACUUCACCUCUCAGAUCAUCCUCACUGGGCCUGGAGUACAGGCUGCUUACAGCCUAUAUAAUCAAUCAGACCCAUGCCCCAGGGAGGCCCUUUGUUCUGUGAAUGGCUUGUGUGUCCCAGCUUGUGAUGGGAUCAAAGAUUGCCCCAAUGGACUCGAUGAGAGAAACUGUGUAUGCCCUGCAAAAUUCCAGUGUCAUGAAGACAGCACGUGCCUAGAAUUCUCCAGAGUCUGUGAUAAACAUCUGGACUGUGUCAAUGGGAGUGAUGAGGAACAGUGCAAUGAAGGAGUUCCCUGCAGCCCUUUCACCUACCAGUGUACUGAUAGGAGCUGUGUAAAGAAACCUAACCCUCGGUGUGACUCAGUUCCUGACUGCAAGGAUCGUUCUGAUGAGAUGCACUGUGAUUGUGGCCUACAGGGUCCAAUUAAUCGGAUCGUGGGUGGUGCUGAUUCCUUAGAAGAGGAAUGGCCAUGGCAGGCCAGCCUGCAGGUUCGUGGGCACCAUGUCUGCGGUGGAACAUUGAUUGGAGAGCGCUGGGUGAUCACUGCCGCGCACUGUUUCCAGGAAGACAGGCUGGCUUCUCCCACUGUCUGGACUGUCUACCUUGGCAAGUGUUUUCUGAAUAUAACUAGCCACAAUGAGGUCUCCUUCAAGGUGAGCCGAAUCCUGCAGCAUCCUUACUACGAAGAGGACAGCCAUGACUAUGAUGUGGCACUGCUGCAGCUUGACCAUCCGGUUGUCUUUUCCUCUUCCAUCCGACGCAUCUGCCUGCCUGCCAGCUCCCAUCUUUUUGAGCCUGGCCUCUUCUGCUGGAUCACUGGCUGGGGGGCAGUCAAGGAAGGAGGUCCCACAAGUAAGAUCUUGCAAAAGGCAAACGUAUCACUGGUGCAGCAGGAUAUCUGCAAUGAAGUCUAUCACUACCGGGUCACACCCAGAAUGCUUUGUGCUGGCUCCCAUGAUGGAAAGGAUUCUUGUCAGGGUGACUCUGGAGGCCCUCUUGCCUGCCAGGAGCCUAGUGGCAGGUGGUUCUUGGCUGGCCUGGUGAGCUGGGGCCUGGGCUGUGCACGUCCCAAUUACUACGGAGUCUACACCAGAAUCACCUCAGUGAUAGGAUGGAUGAAGCAGACCAUGAUGAGCUAAACAAUGCCCCUCCCAAUCCUGUAAAACUCCAUAGGCUGCAUGGAGGCACUACACCUGGGCCCCAACGUACCUUUCAAAGUGCUGGACUGCAAGAACGUUCCACAUCCGACCAAAUCCUAUCUGAUUUUCAAGUGCUGAAUAGUGUAGGAGCAGAAGGGGCCUUACGAGGCCAGUAAGGGUAGAUUUUUCAAACAGAUCCAAAACGUGGGGCAACAUUCACACUGAGGAACAAUUGUGAAGUGCAGCUCUCUGCCAUUAUUCAUCUGCCUUCAUAUUGCCACCAAAAGGUAGCAAUCAUGGUUUGUUUAGAAGGUAGUCAAGGUUGACUAACCUGAAGACCUUGAAGAGGGAGUAUCUUCUGAAAUGAAAGGUGGAGGUUAUAACGUGGAAGCUUUUUAUCCUCCCAUGUAGAAAUGCUUUGGGUUUUUUUUUAAAUAGCCAAGCAUUUAUAAUAUGUAGUAAGUGUGCACACUGGAAGAUAAGGGUACAGCAAGCCCUGAGCAGAUGCUGCUGAGGGUGGGUGGAAGAGAUGAACUUCAUGUGAAUGGUGUGAUGCAAUUAUCCAAUGAAAAAAAUCCCAUCAUAGGGCUGCCUAAUGACAGCUCAUGGGACAGCCCUUAAAGGACCACAUGCUCAACUGGAGAAACCUUCAGAAAGUUCCAUCUUGGGACAGGUACCUGAGGCUGCCUAAUACCAAGCCAGACAGUUGGUCUAGCAAGGUCAGUAUUGUUUACUUGGACUGGCAGUGGCUCUCUAGAGUCUGAAGUCUUUCACUUCAGUUACUACCUGACCUUUUUAACUGGAGAUGAUGGGGAUUGAACCUGGGACCUUCUGCACGCAAAGCAGGUGCUCUGUCACUGAGCUACAGCCCCUUUCCCUAAUACUGGCUGCUCCACAAUGAGCUAUGUCUCUGCAUUAACUGAUUUUCAGGUUUGCAUCUCCAUCCAUCACCAGUACACCUGUAUCAGCUCUGUCCAGCCUCCCGCCUGGCUGAUUGCCUCAGUGUGGGGAGCUGUUCUUCGCUUUGAGGCCUAUGCUAGUUUUGCCCUCAUCUUCCAGAGGACACUACCAUCCUGGACACAACCUGAAUAUACAUUCACAGAGUCAUUUUUAAGUACAAGUAA
Eublepharis macularius is the source of this 3567-nucleotide messenger RNA. It is a transcript of the gene TMPRSS6, whose product is annotated as transmembrane serine protease 6. The coding region runs from base 17 to 2443 and encodes 808 amino acids. The transcript has 18 exons. NCBI's taxonomy places the organism in Eukaryota, Metazoa, Chordata, Lepidosauria, Squamata, Eublepharidae. Gene Ontology annotation, molecular function: protein binding; serine-type endopeptidase activity. Gene Ontology annotation, biological process: proteolysis. The record is from RefSeq and is a predicted model, not a curated record.